AUGCUAUCCCGUAAAACGAGACGUUUGAAGCGAAAAGGAACUAGCUUUGGAGUUGAAAGGGAAUCUUUAGUAGAUUCUGGUAGUAGUGUGACAGCAAUGACAUUGGAAUUUUAUGAACAAUUCAAGCGAAAGGGCAUAAUCUUGGAGUUGCCUGCACAAAAGUUGAGAAUUCAGGUGGAGAAUAAACGGUUGGAAGAUUGCCAAAACAGUCAAGUUUGGAUGGAGUUCGUGAUUGAUAAUUUCGCUAUCAGAGCACCUGCAAUAAUUAUUCGGGGUUUAAAAACGCCUUUAGCUCUCGAGUUUGAUUGCCUGAGAGCAUACAAUGGAGAUACAUACAUUUUGGACGUGGGAAAUAGGUGCCUGACGCUACGUGUCAAUGAAGCAAAAACGUGUUGCUCAGGGAUCGUGGAAGAGGAUUGGCAAACCUUGAAGAUGUGUGGUAUGCAGGUGGAAGAGGGAGUUUUCUCGCUCAUUAUGGCUGAUAUCAAGUCAUUUUUUCAUCAAUGGUGUACAAAACAGAAAGUUACUCCACAGUUUGAUGUGAGACCAACUGGUAUGUGCCAUAAAGUUGCAAAAUUAUUUGUAUUUUUUGUGGUAUAUGUUUCUCACUGUGAUAUUACUGGACACUUAGGUCCCAAGCAUAGACAACGAUUUCUGUGUGAAGUGCGUGUGGAUGGUUUUGAUUACGUUGGAGCCGGUAACUCGACUAACAAGAAGGAUGCCCAAAGCAAUGCUGCUAGAGAUUUUGUUCAGUAUUUGGUGAGGCAAGCAUUAGUCAACGCUAAUGAUGUUCCAGGAGAGUCCCAUCAGGAUGGUUUGGAUUUAAAACCAUGUAUCGAUGCAUCUGAUGGAUCAGCUCAACAUGUUUCAUUGGGUCUGACGAAACCUGUUUUUCAACCUGGCAUGGGUCCUAAUGAAAUGGGUGAAGCGUAUCGCCCUUACCAAAAGGAUGGGGACAACAGGCCCUUUACCUAUAUCGAUAGGUUAGCAGAACAACAAGAAGUAGAAAAGGCUGAAGACUUGGAUGUAAAUGCUAGCAUUCAUGGUAAUUGGACAGUUGAUAAUGCUAAAUCAAAAUUGCAUCAAUUUAUGCAAGUCCAUCAUAUUCAAGCUGAUUAUAAAUAUACACCAGUUGGUCCUGAUCACACAAGGAGCUUUGUGGCUGAAAUGAGCUUUUACGUAAAACAGUUGGGAAGAACUAUUACUGGAAGAGAGACAGGUUCUAACAAGCAGUCAGCUUCAAAAAGCUGUGCUUUAUCGCUUGUACGCCAGCUAUUUCAUUUGGGAGUGAUUGAAGCUUUCAGUGGAACUUUGAAAAAAAAUAAAGAAUCAGAACAAAUGAAACCCUAUGAUGUAGCAAUUAGCCCAACGUUGCAACAGGAAAUAUCAGAUGUUUUAGACAGUCUCAAUGUUAAGCCUGUACCUAUUCCUAAUGAUCCUGCUGGACCUGUGUCACUUGUUACCACCCAUGUCUUAGAAGAAUUCAUUGCUGUUAAACCCCAACCAGCUGGUGUUGUUCCUUGGUCACCACCACAGCCAAAUUGGAAUCCUUGGACAAGCUGUAAUAUUGAUGAAGGACCACUUGCCACUGCAUCAAUGGAUUCUAUAUCUAAUGAUUUGGCCAAUAAUUUUCGUGAAAGAAUGCAAAAUGACAAAAUACUACAAAGUAUGGUUAAGGAAAGGCAAUCAUUACCAGUUUCAACCAUGAAAGGUCAGAUAAUGGAAGCCAUUAAUGACAACCCUGUAGUUAUUAUCAGAGGAAAUACUGGCUGUGGAAAAACAACACAAGUAUGCCAGUAUAUCUUGGAUGACUACAUACAGUCAGGGCAAGGUGCAUAUUGCAAUAUAGUUGUUACCCAGCCACGCCGUAUUUCAGCUGUAUCUGUUGCUGACAGAGUUGCAAAUGAACGAGGUGAACAACUGGGAUUGAGUAUUGGAUACAGUGUCCGUUUUGAAUCAUGUCUACCUCGUCCAUACGGAGGUGUCUUAUUCUGUACUGUAGGUGUGCUGCUUCGAAAAUUAGAAAACGGUUUGCGGGGAGUGUCACAUGUAAUUGUGGAUGAAAUUCAUGAAAGAGAUGUGAAUUCUGAUUUUAUCAUGGUAGUGCUUAGAGAUAUGAUUCACACCUAUCCGGAUUUGAGACUUAUUCUCAUGUCUGCAACUAUUGAUACUUCGCUAUUCAGUAAAUACUUCAAUAACUGCCCAGUUAUUGAAAUUUCUGGAAGAGCCUUUCCAGUGCAAGAAUAUUUUCUUGAAGAUUGUGUCCAACUAUUGAACUUUGUUCCUCCUACUAUUUCACGUAAAAAACAUAAAGAAAAAGAUGAUGACACAGGCACAGAGGAACCUGAAGAGAAUCUAAAUAAAGUAGUAUCUGAGGAAUACACUAUUCAAACACGAAAUGCUGUUGCUCAAUUAAGUGAAAAAGAGAUAAGUUUUGAACUCAUUCAGGGUAUUUUAACAUACGUUAAGAGCCUGGGGAUCCCGGGGGCCGUUCUAGUCUUCUUACCAGGAUGGAAUCUCAUAUUUGCAUUAAUGAGAGAAUUGCAGAGUAAUCCAAAAUUUGGUUGCGGUACGUGCCCGCCACGAUCGCCCGCAUCGGACCCCGACGCCGGCCGCAUGUACAGCAAUGGCCCAGACCCGAACGCAUUGUCAGGUCGAUUACGGCAAGGCUCGGGAUCUACCGACCACUACGGGCGUGAUAGAGUUCCCUUCCGAGAAGGAAGUUCUCCAAAACGUGGUCGUGAUUUUUGCAUCAUUCCAUUACAUUCACAGUUACCUCGAGAAGACCAACGAAGAGUGUUUGAACCAGUGCCUGAUGGUGUUACAAAGAUUAUUCUCUCUACAAACAUUGCUGAAACUUCUAUCACUAUCAAUGAUGUCGUUUAUGUUAUUGAUAGUGGCAAAAGUAAAAUGAAAUUAUUCACUUCUCACAAUAAUAUGACUAACUAUGCAACUGUAUGGGCGUCCAAAACUAAUUUAGAACAACGGAAAGGGCGAGCAGGACGUGUGCGACCAGGUUUCUGCUUUCAUUUAGUGAGCAGGGCAAGAUAUGAAAAAUUAGAUGAUCACAUGACACCUGAGAUGUUUCGAACUCCGUUACAUGAACUUGCUCUAAGUGUAAAACUUCUACGCUUGGGAGCUAUUGGCCAGUUUCUAAGUAAGGCAAUUGAACCUCCUCCUAUUGAUGCAGUCAUUGAAGCCGAAGUUUUGCUAAGAGAAAUGAAGUGCCUAGAUUCCAAUGAUGAACUUACUCCGUUGGGUCGUAUCUUGGCAAAAUUGCCGAUUGAACCACAAUUAGGUAAAAUGAUGGUUCUAGGUACAAUGUUUUUUUGUGGAGAUGCUUUGGCUACAAUGGCUGCCAAUAGCUCCACAUUUCCGGAGGUUUUCACUACAGGUAUUGAUCAUAGACGGCUGACCUAUCAGCAGCGUUCAUUUGCGGGAAAUAGAUAUUCAGAUCACAUUGCUAUGCUGAAUGCGUUUCAGUCUUGGGAAGAUGCUCGAAUGGAAGGUGAACAGGCUGAAAUGAAAUUCUGUGAUUUUAAAAUGUUAUCGUUGCCAACUUUGAGAGUUACAUGGGAAGCUAAGAAUCAACUAAAGGAACUGUUGCAGUCAAUUGGCUUUCCUGAAGAGUCAAUGUCAAUGCAGGUUUUCAAUUACCAUGGUUCUGAUCCAAAAUUAGACAUGGUAACUGCACUUCUUUGCAUGGGUCUUUAUCCUAAUGUUUGCUUUCACAAGGAGAAGAGAAAAGUGUUAACAACAGAAUCAAAAGCUGCAUUGAUUCACAAAACAUCAGUAAAUUGCAGUAACCAAGAGCAACACUUUCCAUUUCCAUUUUUUGUAUUUGGGGAAAAGAUUCGCACUCGAGCUGUUUCUUGCAAGCAGAUGACCAUGGUUACUCCAAUUCAUCUGCUUCUGUUUGGAUCUCGUAAAGUCGAAUAUGCAGACAAUGUUGUAAGGCUGGAUAAUUGGAUUAAUUUAGCAAUGGAUCCUAAAGUAGCUGCCUUGAUUGUUGCACUACGCCCUGCUUUGGAAGGGUUAGUAAUUCGAGCUUCGAAAGAGCCUGAUACCAUCACAGAGUUAUCUCCUCUAGAUGAAAAGGUUAUGAAUGUGAUAAAAGAACUCUGCAAGAUUAAUGCUGGGAGACAUGGUUUGGAGCAAGUACGAGGAGGCGGAUUUGUCUCCAAAAGGCCACCUCGUGGUCACACAUUAGAUGGACCACCAUCCAAGUUCAUGCGUGGUUAUGGUGGUAGAGGAGGAAAUUUUGGAGGUGGUUUCAGAGGAGGAUACAGUGGUGGAGGUAUGUGGAGAAAUUUGGAUAUCCUUGGCAAAUAUGUCUGCUGUGGUGCCACAGCAGAUGUGGCUCGCCAAACUGGCUGUAGUGCCACAGUUUCAGAGGAGGAGGUGAUGGUGGCAGAGGUUUUGGUUUUGGUGGAUAUAGAGGUGGAAGAGGAGGCUUUGGCUAUCGCGGUGGAUAUUAAUUUAUAGUUCUUGUGCAAGUGAUGAAAUGAAUUGAAAUGAGUUAUAGGUUUAGAUGUAUAAAUGAUCCUUUUGUUUUGUUCUUCAUUUACUGCAGAAGCAAGUAGCAUUUUUGUAGGUAAAAAAGUUUACAUUCAAUAGGGGGUUGCAGCUGGUUGGAAAUGUUGAGCAUACAAUUACAUUCCCACUUUAACUUAUGCUAUUCAUUUGAUUUUUGUGUUGCUCAUUCUUUCACCUAAUUUGAACAUCUUACCAUAAUUAAUUUCCAGAGUUUUAUUUUGAAGGUAAUUUAUUGAAAACUUCUUAAGAUGGAAAUAAUUGUAUUCUUGUUUGUUAACAAUUUUCUUUGUAUUUAAUUAUGUUGACUUGUUUCACCUGUUAUUAUUUAUGUUGUAAAGUUCUAAUUCUUUGUAUUAGUAAAUAUAAGUGCAAAUGUUUUUUGUAUUUAAAUUUUUAUUAAAAAGUCCAUCAUAAUAAGAGGAGAAAUGGAAAUUGGUAAGAGGACAAAGGCUUUGUGUCGAUUGUGAUCAUUGAUAAUGAUGAUUUGGAAAGAUUCCAUUGACAAUAUAACAAUAGAAGAUUUAUACUAAUCUUUUAAGCUUAAUACCAAAAGAGCACUAGUGUAAUGCUGAAAUAAGUAAAACUAUGGUUUUAAAAGUGUUGAUAAGAUUCUAGAAUAUGUGUCUGAAACAUUGUGUUAAGAUAUUUCAUUGCAAUUCUUUAAUAUUGUAUUCAUUCAUCAAGACAAUAGAACAAUUUUACUCAUCAUUCUCAAAUUGUUUUAUUCUCCUUUCAUACAUUCAUUUCAUUGGCCCAUGUUCGCAACAUAUUCAAAGUUACACCACUGCCCCCACUAACAAUGACAAUUGCUGGACCAUCUGUCAAAUGAACCCUUUCGUCUUUGAUAAGUGUUUGUAAUACUUUGCAGUAGACUGAAGCUAGAGCUGCUCCACAUGACGGUUCGACUACUGUGUUCUCAUUGGCUGCAAAGUGCAAGCAGCUGCUUACUGCUUGAGCAUCUGUUACCACUUCAGAUAUUAUUUUAAAUUUGGCUAGACUAUCUAUUAGCUGUUGUGGUACUGUUCUUGCACCAAGAGUUGUAGCUAUGCUGGUGAUGUUCUCAAGAGGAAUCACUUUUCCAGCUUUCACAGACAUAUUGAAACAAUGUGCACCUAAUGUUUCCAUUGCAAGGACAGGUACAUCUGUCCAACCUGCAUUCUCCAGGCCCUGUAAAAUGCCAAGAAGCAAACCACCUCCUCCAACUGGUACAAUUACAAUGCUUGGUUUUUCAUUUAACUGUUCCUGAAUUUCAGAUAUAAUUGUUGAAUGGCCUUCCCUAUUGAAUAGCGAAUAAUUUAUUUUUAUUCUUUUGAUUAUUUAGAUUAGUAAAUGCAUGGAGCAGGUUCCUUACCAAAUAUCAGGAUGAUCAUAAGCAUCAAUUAAAGCAUUACCAGGUUUCUUACUCUCUUGAAUUGCUUCUUCUAAAGCUUUGUUGUAAUUUGCUCCCUUCACCUAUUACAUUAGCAUUAUAUAUUACCCCAAGUAGUAGAAUACAGAAGAAUGGAUUUUGUUUUAAAGUUCACUCACAAUUACUUGUGAUCCUUGUGAUUUCAUUAGCGCAAUUGAUCUUUGGGAAGUUGUUUCAGGAACAAACACUGUGGCUGAAACAUUCAGCAGCUUUGCAGCAUGAGCUACAGCAAUUCCAGCAUUACCUCCAGAACAUCCAAUGAGUGUUUUACAUCCGUUUUCAACACACUUUGCGGAAAGAUUACCAAUGCCUCGUAUUUUGAAAGAUCCAGAUACUUGGCUGGAUUCCAUUUUCAAGUAAACAUUAUGUUCUAAAAAUGAACUGAAAUAGUCACUUUUUAUCAAGGGGGUUUGCACAUGGAGUUCACGCAUUUCUCCUAUAAAUAGAUGUAAUAGGGCAAUCGUGUGGGAGGACAACUGGGCCACUUACCACACUUGGAUGUAAUGAACUAAAUUAUCGGUUACUAAGUAAGUCUACGGUAUUAUCAGCACAUAAUCCGAACGACCAAGGUCGUAAGUACAAGAUUAUGACAGGCUCUACUCGUGUAUUAUUUUCUCAUUAUCAUUAGAUGAAUGGGUCGAGCGUAGCAUUUAUUUGGGAUAUUUUUUAUGAAGUUGUAAAAAGGAAUUAACGGUUCAAAAUAGGUUAACAUUGCACUGUGGAAAAUCGAUGUUCUCAGCAAACACGCUAAUAGUGUGUGUACUGUGACGUACUGAUGCGUCUUGUGUUAUUAAUAAUACUUGAUAAUGACAAUAAUGCACGUGGAAUAAGUGAAAUUUUAAUCAAAGUAUAUAAUACUCUCUGGUAUGUACAAAUACGCUCUGCGCUUUGUAGUUGCCUUCGCUACGCUAUUCCUCCGAUUUUUGUUCCGGGCAGCAAAAUUAUCUCAUUCCACCAAACUCGAAGAUGGAUAGUUGAUGAACAUUACUUCUUUUGGACGAAUGAAGUGAAAUAAUCAUGGGAGACAACGGUGUUGAUUUAUUUAGAGAUACUCCAGUUCGUUUAUUGGGAUAUGCCAAUGAAGUGGGAGAAGCAUUUCGUUCACUCGUUCAUGUUAACUGGGUACGUCUUACUUACGGAAUAUCCAGUGCUUAUGUUCUUGCAGACACCUAUGACAAAGCAAGCAAAGCUAGUGCGGUUCCUUACAAAACGGAAGCCAAUCGCAACACAGCAGUGAUGUCAGUUGCAGCUGAUACACUAAUUUGGCAGGCAUUUGCAUCUGUAAUUGUUCCUGGUUACACCAUAAAUAGAGUUUGUGCUUGUUCUAAUUAUGCACUUGCACGAAUGACUAAAAUGCCGUCGAUUACCCGAAAGUGGAUCACUACAGCUAUUGGUUUAUCAUGUAUACCAAUUAUAUUUAGACCUAUAGAUCAUAUGGUUGAUUAUAUAAUGGACAAUUCAAUUAGAAUAAUUUUGCCUGCACCUCAAUCAAGAGAGGACUAAGGUGUAAUAGGAAAUGUAGUCAGUGGAGAGGAAAGAAAAGUAGUACAAGCUAGUCAAGGAUGGGAAAAGUGCCCUUAGGAAUGUACUCACAAGAAGUAUUUAAAUUAAUAUUCAUUUAUGCUUUUUAUAAGAACAGUGUAUUGAUUAAGAAUAUAUUGAAGAGGAAUUUAUUCCAUGUCAACAGGUGUAAAUGAUAAUUUAUCUGUACAUGAUGUGAAAAGCUAAUGUGUAAUGAAUAUUGGGUACUUCCAUUUUAAAAGAGCAACUCGUCAGAAAAGAUUACUCAUCAUUCAUUGCAAUGAUAAAAAUGUUUUACAGUGUUGUUCAGGGAAGACUUGGAUCAACAUCAUAUUGUGUUCAUUAAUAUUUAUUCUGCUCAAUGUUGAUUAUGGAACAUGUACUUGUUGCCUUUGACUUUGUUGAAAUAAAUGCUAUUAUUUUUAUUAUUAUA
Messenger RNA from Gryllus bimaculatus (two-spotted cricket), 7898 nucleotides. NCBI's taxonomy places the organism in Eukaryota, Metazoa, Arthropoda, Insecta, Orthoptera, Gryllidae. The record is from the annotation of a GenBank genome assembly.